This is a messenger RNA of Dromiciops gliroides (monito del monte), 723 nucleotides long. RefSeq names its product mediator of RNA polymerase II transcription subunit 19-like. Gene Ontology annotation, biological process: positive regulation of transcription by RNA polymerase II. NCBI's taxonomy places the organism in Eukaryota, Metazoa, Chordata, Mammalia, Microbiotheria, Microbiotheriidae. The record is from RefSeq and is a predicted model, not a curated record. Gene Ontology annotation, molecular function: transcription coregulator activity; transcription factor binding. Gene Ontology annotation, cellular component: mediator complex.
GUUGUCCAUGCUAUGGAGAACUUCACAGCACUUUUUGGUGCACAGACUGAGCUGCCGCUGCUACCAGCCAUACUGGGCUUUGGGCAGGGGAAGCCGCCCCCUCCACCUCCUCCUGCAGGCGGGGGCCCUGGAACGGUCCCGCCACCUGCUGCCGCCCCAGCUCCUCCCGGCGCUGACAAGGCGGCAGCUGGGUGCAGACCCUUCUACCUGAUACGGGAACUCCCAGGCAGCACGGACCUGACAGGCAGCACCAAUCUGAUCACUCACUACAACUUGGAGCAUGCCUACAAUAAAUUCUGCAGGAAGAAGGUGAAGGAGAAGCUGAGUGACUUCCUGCCCGACCUGCCCGGGAUGAUUGACCUGCCCGGCUCCCAUGACAACAGCAGCCUCCGUUCUCUGAUCGAGAGGCCGCCCAUCCUUGGUGGUUCUUUCACCCCUAUCACGGGCACCAUGCUGGCAGGCUUCCGCCUGCACUCCUGCCCGCUGCCAGAGCAAUGCUGCCUGAUGCAUCUCCAACCCCCCAAGAAGAAGAAUAAGCACAAGCACAAACGGAGUCGGACCCAGGACCCCGUCCCCCCAGAAACUCCGUCCUAUUUGGAUAACAAGAAAAUGAAAAAAGAAGAAGAUCCUGAGCAGAAAAGGAAGAAGAAAGAAAAGAAUAACCGACACAGGCCAGAGCAUCCGGGUAUGGGCAGCUCCCAGGCCAGCAGUAGCCUCCGUUAA